AUGAAUUUGAAAAGUGAAGAUAUUGAGUUUUUACCAAUAGGAUACCUUUCUUCUAUAUUGGUUGGUCACCAAAAAGAGUUAAAGGUGUCUAUGCAACCCUUUGUUCCUUAUAAACCUCUUAGUGAGAAGAUUAUUCAAAAUGAACUCAACUCUAUUCAAAAAAAUAGCUCUUGGAGUAAUGCACAUGAUGGUUUAGAGAAGUUCUAUAAGGCUAUUGAAUCAAGGAACUUUGAUGUAGAUGUUCGCAAGUUAAUGAACCUAUAUUCUAAUAGCUCAACUCAACAAUAA
Cryptosporidium muris RN66 is the source of this 288-nucleotide messenger RNA. RefSeq lists its product as uncharacterized. Lineage: Eukaryota; Apicomplexa; Conoidasida; Eucoccidiorida; Cryptosporidiidae. The transcript has a single exon. The record is from RefSeq and is a predicted model, not a curated record. The coding region runs from base 1 to 288 and encodes 95 amino acids.